UUAAAAUUAUACCAGUAUUCCCAAUCACUUGUGAUUAGUAUUUUAGCGUAAGAUAAGAUUACGGUCAUUAUUCGAACUGUGUCGGGCGCGAAACUGUCCUAUCUUAUCUACCUAGUAUAUGUAUUGAUUCAAACACUUAUGGACGAACCGCUAUUGUCAAUGCGAAUCUAAAUAUUGUGAAUUUAUUUAACGUGUCGACAUAUGGCAAUAUUGAGAUAUCCAGAAAACUUGGAUAAUACGGUACAUUACAUAGCAACACUAGCCUUCUUCUGUGGUAUUUCGUGCGUAGCCCUUAUGAUGAAGCUCGGAGGGUUCAAAGCUUCCCUGAACAUUUUCAAUUCGAAAAGGCACAGCAAAGAGCAUGCCGAGUUCGAGCCGGGAUUGUGCAUCACAGGCGCUUACAGGACAAACAGAGAUGAAUAUUUUGGGAACGACCGCGUUUACGAACCGCCGAAAAAACUUACUCCGUCCAUGGUCAAGUUGCCACGAAGCCAUGAGACAUCCGAAAUCAGACCUACAAAGAGUACCAGCGAUUUAACAAAAACUAACAAUCUACCAACACAUUUGAGGCACAGUACACCGACUGUUUCACUAGACCCACGAGGAGAAGAACAGAGAGCACCGGUAAAUAGCACAAACGGUGUAACGACUGUAGUGCCUAAUGCUAAAAACAAAAAAGAGCAGGAAAAAUUGAGGAAGAAACAACUAGCCGAACAGAAAGCCAGAGAGAAGGCGGCUGCAAAAGAGCGAGCGAAACAAGAGAAGUUGGCAAAAGCGAGGGCAAAGCAGGAAGCUAAAGAAAAUGCGAAGAGAGAGAAGCAACAAAAGAAAUCGAAAUCACCGGUGGCACAACCGCCGCAGCAAAGUACUAGCGCGAUAACGCCAACGAGUAAUAUAGCGCAACAGAGAAGCGCGAACCCGUUGUCGCAGCCAGCGAACUAUCCAACUAAUACUCUAGACAGCUCAAUAAGCAGGAGCAGCGGCCCGCCACCUUACACUGAAGUACCGAAAACUGUGCCCAAACAAGAGCCAGCGACAAAACAAAACCAUGGUACUGGUGACGUCAUUUUUAUCGAACCCAUAGACACCGGCAGCUGGGACAUGGUGUCACAGCAUAGACAACAAGUCAGUAAGAGCACAAAAACCACGGAGGUUUCAAACAAACAACGAGUUAUGGAUUUAAAUUACAAUUUCAACAAGGAAAAAAAUAAUACUGAUGCGUGAAAAUGAUGUGCACGAACGUUUAUUUUAAUGUUAUUGAAUAAGUAUGUGAUUAGAUUUUAAGAUAGUAUACCACCCACGAAUAACUGUUUUGUAAAUUAUGUUGUUUUUUUUUUGUAUUUGACAUUAAUGUAUAAAUAAUAAACAGUAAUGAUAUUCUUGAUAAGAGGUUACUUCAAUUUAACCUGUCAAAUGCUGA
Manduca sexta (tobacco hornworm) is the source of this 1420-nucleotide messenger RNA. Its product is annotated as bromodomain adjacent to zinc finger domain protein 2A. The transcript is spliced from 3 exons. Bases 202 to 1224 code for a protein of 340 amino acids. The record is from RefSeq and is a predicted model, not a curated record. NCBI's taxonomy places the organism in Eukaryota, Metazoa, Arthropoda, Insecta, Lepidoptera, Sphingidae.